Messenger RNA from Meriones unguiculatus (Mongolian gerbil), 2462 nucleotides. It is a transcript of the gene Eno2, whose product is annotated as enolase 2. NCBI's taxonomy places the organism in Eukaryota, Metazoa, Chordata, Mammalia, Rodentia, Muridae. The transcript is spliced from 12 exons. Gene Ontology annotation, molecular function: magnesium ion binding; phosphopyruvate hydratase activity. Gene Ontology annotation, cellular component: phosphopyruvate hydratase complex. The record is from RefSeq and is a predicted model, not a curated record. Bases 199 to 1503 code for a protein of 434 amino acids. Gene Ontology annotation, biological process: glycolytic process.
CCCCCCCCCCCCCCCCCGCUCGUUCCCUGCCGCGUCCGCUGCCCGCCGUUCCCGGCCUCGGCGCGCGGCGCGGGGGACACGCGACGUCCCUGCCCGUCACCCGCCUGCCUUCCCCGGCACCCUGCGUCCCCGGCCUCCCCGGGCAGCUCCCGGCUCUCCGGCUCUCACCUCCUCCCGGCUUAGGAGAUCCCGGCCGUCAUGUCUAUAGAGAAGAUCUGGGCCCGGGAGAUCCUGGACUCCCGUGGGAAUCCCACGGUGGAGGUGGACCUCCACACUGCCAAAGGUCUUUUCCGGGCGGCCGUCCCCAGUGGGGCGUCCACCGGCAUCUAUGAGGCCCUGGAACUACGGGAUGGGGACAAACAGCGCUAUUUAGGCAAAGGUGUCCUGAAGGCAGUGGACCACAUCAACAGCACCAUUGCGCCAGCCCUCAUCAGCUCAGGCCUCUCUGUGGUGGAGCAGGAGAAACUGGACAACCUGAUGCUGGAGUUGGAUGGGACCGAGAACAAAUCCAAGUUUGGGGCCAAUGCCAUCCUGGGUGUGUCCCUGGCCGUGUGUAAGGCUGGAGCAGCUGAGAAGGACUUGCCCCUGUACCGCCACAUCGCUCAGCUGGCUGGGAACUCAGACCUCAUCCUGCCUGUGCCGGCCUUUAAUGUGAUCAAUGGCGGUUCUCACGCUGGGAACAAGUUGGCCAUGCAGGAGUUCAUGAUCCUCCCAGUGGGUGCUGAGAGCUUUCGGGAUGCCAUGCGACUUGGGGCAGAGGUGUACCACACACUCAAGGGUGUCAUCAAGGACAAGUACGGCAAGGACGCCACUAAUGUGGGGGACGAAGGCGGCUUUGCCCCCAACAUCCUGGAGAACAGCGAAGCCUUGGAGCUGGUGAAGGAAGCCAUCGACAAGGCUGGCUACACGGAAAAGAUCGUGAUUGGCAUGGAUGUGGCUGCCUCUGAGUUUUACCGCGAUGGCAAAUAUGACUUGGAUUUCAAGUCACCCGCUAAUCCCUCCCGAUACAUCACUGGGGACCAGCUGGGGUCGCUCUACCAGGACUUCGUCCGGAACUAUCCUGUGGUCUCCAUUGAAGACCCGUUUGACCAGGAUGACUGGGCAGCCUGGUCCAAGUUCACAGCCAACGUGGGCAUCCAGAUCGUGGGCGAUGACCUGACGGUGACCAACCCGAAGCGCAUCGAGCGGGCGGUGGAGGAAAAGGCCUGCAACUGUUUGCUGCUCAAGGUUAACCAGAUCGGCUCGGUCACGGAAGCCAUACAAGCGUGCAAACUGGCCCAGGAGAACGGCUGGGGGGUCAUGGUGAGUCAUCGCUCUGGAGAAACAGAGGACACGUUCAUCGCUGACCUGGUAGUCGGACUGUGCACGGGCCAGAUCAAGACUGGUGCCCCAUGCAGAUCUGAACGCCUGGCAAAGUACAACCAACUCAUGAGAAUUGAAGAGGAGCUGGGGGAUGAAGCUCGCUUCGCGGGACAUAAUUUCCGAAAUCCCAGUGUGCUGUGAGCUCUCUGCUUGCCUGAAGACUGGAACCUCCAUCUCAUCCUCCCGGAGCUGCCUUCCUGCUGUCCCGACCUGCCAUAGUUCACCCUGACACCUCGAGCCCAAAGUCACCCAGAACGCCUCGGCUCGCCUGCUCCAGCUGCUCUUGGCUUCCACAACCCCUCGCUUGCCCCUGUUCUUCCUCUUCUCUGGGCCCCAUUUCUGGGGAUUCUUUCUUCUCACUUUCCCAUCUAUUCUCUCCUUCUUAAAAACAAACAAACAAACACAACAACAAAAAACAAAACAAAAAACUGGACAUGAGAAUGCAGACUAGAAGGGGGGUCCACAGAAGGGCCAUCAGCUUCUGAUAGGAGCUUCGGGAUUGGUGUAUUGGGGUGUCUAGACUGGAGCCAUGUGGCACGUGUGCUUUACCGUUGUUUUUCUAUGUUGUGAAGAAGCUUUGAACUAUGCAUAGAACUGGUGUUCGGGGAGUGCUUGGUUAAGUUGUGUGUGUGUGUAUAUAUGUGCACUUAUUUAUUUAUUUAUUUAUUUAUUUAUUUAUUUAUUUAUUUAUCUAUUAUUUCUCAAGCUGGUUAAUCAGCCAUCUCCCCGUAGCUCUACAGUCGGAAAGUGAGUGACCUUACUUGUCAGGGCUAGGCACCUGCGUUUUCACGUGGCUGCAUCCCUCGAUGACCUGGGAUGGGAAGCUUUGCUAACAUGGGACAGGCAGCAGAAAAGGGACUGAGCAAGUGUUUCAUUUAGUGCACUGACUGAAGCUGGGUAUUUUACGGGAUGGGGCUGUGUGCCUAGGGGCGGGGGGGGGCUUUUCUCCUACAAUUCUCUCCCCAGCCCUAGGUUUUCCUCGUCACUCUCCAGCAGCACCAGAACACCGCCUCACUCCCCCAUGCCAUGUUCCACACUCCUCGCCACCGUCUCUGUGGCUUUGAAAUGAGCACCGCCAUUAAAGUCUGAAUCACAGCGCA